Molecule: messenger RNA, 1585 nt
Organism: Aaosphaeria arxii CBS 175.79
Lineage: Eukaryota; Fungi; Ascomycota; Dothideomycetes; Pleosporales
Product: serine/threonine protein kinase-like protein
Exons: 3
Coding region: 231-1472 (413 amino acids)
Biological process (GO): vacuolar protein processing; regulation of vacuole fusion, non-autophagic; protein phosphorylation
Cellular component (GO): cytoplasm; Golgi apparatus
Molecular function (GO): protein serine/threonine kinase activity; ATP binding
Source: RefSeq, a predicted model, not a curated record
CUCCUUGGAACGAACCACAUCAGCUUUCCCGAGCAGUUGCGCAUCCUCUUAUCACAAUCAAUCCGCAGCUAUUACACUCAAUUACAAUUGUUUGUGCUCAUCUGAAAGCCAUAUCAUCUUUUCUGAGCCCAUAACAUUCGCAACCAACCAAGCAUUCGCAAGCUCUUUGUAGCUACCAUCAAAACGUCUAGCUCCAUCAUUGAGCAAUCACAACAACAACAGUCGCAAAGAUGGGAUCAUUAGGCUCAUAUUUCCUCGAUGUAGUCUACUCGUUUACCAACUGCAUGGUGUGCUUUCCGGGCACUCCCCAACUCAAGAUCAACAGUCGGAGCUUCAAAAUCUUGCGACUGCUGGGCGAGGGUGGCUUCUCCUACGUAUACCUCGUCCAGGACAAUGCAAACCAGCAGCUUUUCGCCCUGAAGAAGAUCCGCUGCCCCUUCGGCCAGGAAUCCGUGUCGCAGGCGCUCAAGGAAGUCGAAGCAUACUCGCUCUUCUCACCACACCCGAACAUCAUCCACUCGUUUGACCAUUCCGUCGCAUCCGAUAAAUCAGAUCCCCAGGCCAAGACCGUGUACAUCCUCCUCCCGUACUACAGGCGUGGAAACCUACAAGACAUGAUCAAUGCGAACCUGGUCAAUCACACAAAGUUCCCCGAGCGGAGAUUGAUGGUGCUGUUCCUGGGCGUUUGCAAGGCAUUGAAGAGCAUGCAUCAGUACAGAGUGAAAGGUCCCCCCGGCGGAGCUACAAGCCAGAGCAACGCGAAGAAAGUGCGGAGAGAAGCUGCGAGGGCAGAUGCGGAGGCCGCGGAGGCCAUGGAGAUGCGUCCCGGUCGGCGGCACAGGGAUGACGACGACGACGAUGAAGAGCAUGAAGCAGAGCCGCUCAUGGACUCUGAGGUCACAAGUGCGCAGGAAGGCAUUGCGCCUGGUGGUGAACGCGCGUACGCGCAUCGUGACAUUAAGCCUGGAAACGUUAUGAUCGCCGACGACGGCAAAACUCCAAUCCUCAUGGAUCUCGGCUCCCUUGCACCCUCACCAACACCGAUCACAUCUCGCUCCCUCGCACUCCAGGUCCAGGACCAGGCCGCCGAACACAGCACAAUGCCGUACCGAGCCCCCGAACUCUUCGACGUGAAGACGGGUUCCGUCAUCGAUACCAAGGUCGACAUCUGGUCGCUCGGGUGCACAUUAUACGCAUGUCUCGUCGGGAAAUCGCCGUUCGAAGCACGCAGUGACGAGACUGGUGGCAGUUUGAGCAUAUGUGUGUUGGGCGGUGACUGGAGGUUCCCCGACGAGGGACCGCAGCGGGGAAAGCAGACGCAGCCGACGGAGGAUGCUAUCAGUGACCCCGUUAAGGAGGUUGUGCGAAGGUGUUUGAAGGUUGAGCCGAGUGAGAGGCCGGAUGUCGACGAGUUGAUCGCUCUCGUUGAGGAAGUGUUGGAGGGAUUACCUGAGGAUGGCUCGGAUGACUGAAAAUAAUGACAGCGCCGAUGUUUUUUUUCUAACCUUUUUUUCUUCUUUUCUAUCGCGACGGUAUUCAUGUAAGAAUAAUCUUCGCCUAGCGAACGAACGCAUGAUGUUUUUUU